UCUUUUUGUCCCUGGCUCUCUGUCCUAGACUGAGGUUGGCUGGUUAGUUGGUCGGUUGUGUGGUAUUUGUCUCUUUCUCGUCCUACUUCCCUCCUCCAGGACCCUGCCUCUAUCUUGAUGCCUGUGAUUGUAACAUCUCCUCAACCUCUCUGGAGCGAUACAGGUAACCCUGAACAGGUGAUCAUGCUGCCUAAUUGGUCAAACAUGACCCUCCACCUGGAGGACUCUCUGACCCGUGCCCUGGGCCAUUACCUUGACAACUGGAGCCGGAACUCCUCGAAGGCAGCACAGGCUCUGGACAACACCCUGGCAGAGGAGAACUUCAGGAACGUCAUCUGGUAUCUGAUAGUGAUGAUCGGAAUGUUUGCCUUCAUCGUCGUGGCGAUCCUGGUGAGCACGGUGAAGUCGAAGCGGCGUGAGCAUUCUAACGACCCCUACCAUAAAUACAUCGAGGAAGACUGGACCGCCCAGCUCCAACAGCAGAGUUUCGUCAUCAACAAUCCCACGGCCAACUAACCUAAUGUAUAUGCACACGCCAUAUACAAACACCAGUGGUGGAAAGAGUACACAAUUGUCAUAUUUGAGUAAAAGUAAAGAUACCUUAAUAGAAAAUAACUCAAGUAAAAGUGAAAGUCACCCAGUAAAAUAUUACUUGAGUAAAAGUCUAAAAGUAUUUGGUUUUAAAUAUACUUAAGUAUCAAAAGUAAAAGUAUAACUCAUUUCAAAUUCCUUAUAAUACGCAAACUGGACUGCACCAUUUUUAUUUUACAUUUUUUAUUUACGGAUAGCCAGGGGCACACUCAAACACUUAGACAUAACAAACGAAGCAUGU
Molecule: messenger RNA, 832 nt
Organism: Coregonus clupeaformis (lake whitefish)
Lineage: Eukaryota; Metazoa; Chordata; Actinopteri; Salmoniformes; Salmonidae
Product: potassium voltage-gated channel subfamily E member 2
Exons: 2
Coding region: 118-516 (132 amino acids)
Biological process (GO): membrane repolarization during action potential; ventricular cardiac muscle cell action potential; negative regulation of delayed rectifier potassium channel activity
Cellular component (GO): membrane
Molecular function (GO): potassium channel regulator activity; delayed rectifier potassium channel activity; transmembrane transporter binding
Source: RefSeq, a predicted model, not a curated record